This is a messenger RNA of Xenia sp. Carnegie-2017, 869 nucleotides long. Its product is annotated as glucose-induced degradation protein 8 homolog. The coding region runs from base 98 to 784 and encodes 228 amino acids. Lineage: Eukaryota; Metazoa; Cnidaria; Anthozoa; Malacalcyonacea; Xeniidae. The record is from RefSeq and is a predicted model, not a curated record. Gene Ontology annotation, biological process: proteasome-mediated ubiquitin-dependent protein catabolic process. Gene Ontology annotation, molecular function: protein binding. The transcript has a single exon. Gene Ontology annotation, cellular component: nucleus; cytoplasm.
AAAAUGCAUUGUCAUCUAUCUGCCCCUCAGUGUAAACAUAUAUUUUCUUCUCUAAAUCUUUCGCGUUUGACUCUUAGUGUUUUAUUAUUCAAUUAACAUGAGUGAUUCAGAUAAAGCAGAUGAUGUCAAUCAAGAAGACUGGCAUGAAAAAGUACAAGAACUACGGAUUCCACGAAAUGAAAUGAACGCGCUUAUAAUGGAUUAUUUGGUGACGGAGGGUUUUAAACAGGCUGCCGAAAAGUUUAAACUCGAGGCAAAACUACAGUCUGACAUUCCUGUAACAGGCAUGGAUGAACGUAUACAAAUACGAGAAGCCGUACAAAGUGGUGAUGUUUUCAAAGCGAUGCAAUUAACGAAUCAUUUUAACCCAGAAAUUUUAGAUAGCAGACCACAAUUAUAUUUUCAUCUUCAGCAGCAAAGACUUAUAGAACUCAUUAGAGACAAAGAUAUUGAUACUGCAGUUGAAUUUGCACAGACUGAAAUGUCUCAACAUGGUAAAGAUAGACCAGAAUUUCUGGAAGAGCUUGAACGAACAAUGGCUCUUUUGGCAUUUGAGAAUGCUGAAGAUAGUCCAUUUGGUGAUCUUCUACAUCCCUCUCAACGACAUAGAGUGGCAAGUGAACUUAAUGCAGCACUUUUAGAGGAAGAAAAUCUUCCAACGAAACCUAGGUUAUCUAAGAUAAUCAAACUACUUGAAUGGUCUCAGAAAGAACUUGAUAAAAAUAAAGUGAAAUAUCCUAGGAUGACAUGUUUAGCAACAGCUGAAAUUGAAUUGACGAAGUGAUUUUUUCUUUAAGUUUGUGAUCCAAAUACUUACUUAUAUUGACUCAUGACUGCAAAAAUUGUUCAAUAAAAUAUAUUAAAUAAAA